This is a messenger RNA of Aspergillus viridinutans, 870 nucleotides long. RefSeq names its product putative hybrid PKS-NRPS biosynthetic cluster. Gene Ontology annotation, cellular component: cytoplasm. Gene Ontology annotation, biological process: secondary metabolite biosynthetic process; amino acid activation for nonribosomal peptide biosynthetic process. The record is from RefSeq and is a predicted model, not a curated record. Gene Ontology annotation, molecular function: catalytic activity; phosphopantetheine binding. The transcript has 3 exons. Bases 1 to 870 code for a protein of 289 amino acids. NCBI's taxonomy places the organism in Eukaryota, Fungi, Ascomycota, Eurotiomycetes, Eurotiales, Aspergillaceae.
AUGCCUUUCAUCUGUUACCGUUUACUCAUCCUCCCUGACGGGAGCCGGGACCUUCUCAUUAAGAUCAACCACGCGAUGUACGACGGCACACUGCUUUGUAUCUUCGAUGAUGAAUUCAAGGGCCUUUUCAGGAAGCAGCCCGUGCCUGAGACCGUCAGCUUCCAUGACUAUGUGUCCUACAUGCAUUUGACAGACCGUCAGAAAUCCCUGAAAUUCUGGCAGGAACUGCUGCAGAAUAAUGGGGCUCCCUUUCCCAAAGUGGAGCACCCGCUUGCCUCCGCCCUGACGAUGACAACAACAGACCGCAAGGUUGAUUUGUUCGCUGCCAACUGUGGAGUUACUGUGCUAAUUGUCUUCCAAACCGCCUUCACGCUCCUUCUCUGUCGCCUCAGUGGUCGAACCGACGUCACGUAUGACAACCUCAUCACUGGGCGCAACGUCGAUGCUUUCAACGACGAAACGCGGUCUUUGUUCUGGAAGACCACGGAGCACGGAAAUGUCAGUCUGAAGGAUAUCUACCAGUCCCUGGGUCAGAACCGAGAUGAAUCCGCCUCUCGUGCCCUGUUCCUGUUCCAGCCUUUCGACCAGCCAGCGUCCACGACAAACCUCGUGGAGAAACACAUGCGCGGGAUAGUGAUGGGGCUGAGCAAAGUCCAGAUGCCCAUUGAUUAUGUACUGCAUCUUGAGGUUUCCAAGGCGCCGAAGGGACAUACUGUCAAGUUCAAGUUUGACCCUCAAUGGUACGCUGUUGAUCAGUUUGAGAAAGUCACUGAGGCAUUUUUGGAGAUUCUUGAGAAAAUGAUGUCCCAUUCCCGAAGCAAAGUCAUUAUGAUUCUCUGGUCACCAACACUUCUCCACAUUUACUAUUAA